This is a messenger RNA of Haliaeetus leucocephalus (bald eagle), 3480 nucleotides long. It is a transcript of the gene UMPS, whose product is annotated as uridine monophosphate synthetase. Lineage: Eukaryota; Metazoa; Chordata; Aves; Accipitriformes; Accipitridae. The record is from RefSeq and is a predicted model, not a curated record. Gene Ontology annotation, molecular function: orotidine-5'-phosphate decarboxylase activity; orotate phosphoribosyltransferase activity. Gene Ontology annotation, biological process: 'de novo' UMP biosynthetic process; 'de novo' pyrimidine nucleobase biosynthetic process. The transcript has 8 exons. The coding region runs from base 1 to 1797 and encodes 598 amino acids.
AUGUUGUUUUGUAAAGAGAAGACCGGGUCAGUCUUAUUUCAGACGUACGGCAAUCUUCCCGAGGCCCUGAAGACUCAAGAGCUUGCCGAUCGCUUUAUUCAGCUCCUCUUUUUCAGAGGGAUGUUCGCUGGGAACCGGAGCAAGGGUCGAUCGCUCCAGCCGACCCUUAGCCUCGCAUACGCCAACCUGGAAACCAAGCGGCCUUUCGGGAGCCACCCCGGGGGCCGAAGCAGAAAGCCUCGUGUCACAUCACACCCUCCCCGCACCACCGGCUUCUGCUUCCCUGCGGGAAGCGCGGCCGCCGCCCGGGGGGACGGGCAGACCCUGAACGCACCUCCCGCCCAGGCCUCCACGGCCGUGUGGGGCCGGGAUCCUGAAGGAGGGGGCGAGGCGCGGGAGCGCUGCCGGGGCCUCUCCAGAGAGCCCUCGCCGGGGCUGGGGCCGCGCUCUGCUGGCCGGCAGCCCGCUGGGUGCAGCCGCCGUCGGGAGAGCGGCCGCCAAGUUGCAGCUCUUCUCUUCCAAACAGCCAAAGAUGCUGGUCUGGAGUACGACUGUGUGUGCGGCGUUCCUUACACAGCACUGCCGUUGGCCACAAUUAUCUGCUCGGAAAAUCAGAUUCCGAUGCUUAUACGGAGGAAGGAAGCAAAAGACUACGGUACUAAGCGGCUGGUAGAAGGCACCAUUAAUCCAGGAGAAACAUGCUUGAUCAUUGAAGAUGUUGUAACAAGUGGAUCUAGUGUACUGGAAACUGCGGAAGUUCUUCAGAAAGAAGGAUUAAAAGUCACGGAUGCCAUAGUGUUGUUGGACAGGGAGCAGGGCGGGAAGGCCAGGUUAGAGGAACAUGGAAUUCGCCUGCACUCUGUGUGCACGUUGUCCGGGGUGUUGGAGAUUCUCCAGCAGCAGGGAGAAGUGGCUGUUGAGAUGGUUGAAAAGGUGAAGAAAUUCAUUCAGGGAAAUGUGUUUGAGCCAGUGGCUCAGAACGGUCCUGCUCCUGUCAAGAGACUAUGUAAAGAGCUGAGCUUCAGUGCUCGUGCCGAGCUGCCGGGGGUACAUCCUAUUGCAGCCAGGCUUCUCGUGCUCAUGGAAAAGAAGCGAACUAACUUGUGCUUUUCUGCUGAUGUUACCAGCUCCAAAGAGCUGCUGCAGUUAGCUGCCAUCCUGGGCCCCAGCAUUUGUAUUCUGAAGACUCACAUAGACAUCCUGAAUGAUUUCACCCAGGAGGUAGUAAAGGAGCUGAGAACGCUCGCAGAUCAACAUGAAUUCCUGAUUUUUGAAGACAGGAAGUUUGCAGACAUUGGAAACACAGUGAAACAUCAAUAUGAAGGUGGUGUGUUCAGAAUCGCGUCCUGGUCAGACAUUGUUAAUGCCCACGUGGUUCCAGGCUCUGGAGUUGUGAAAGGUCUGAAGGAAGUCGGUCUUCCUCUCCAGCGUGGCUGUCUUCUGAUUGCCGAGAUGAGUUCCCAAGGGUCACUUGCAACGGGUGAAUACACAAAAGCUGCAGUACAGAUGGCUGAUGACAACUCAGAUUUUGUUUUUGGAUUCAUAUCUGGAUCUAGAGUUAGUAAUAAACCGGAAUUUCUUCACUUAACUCCAGGGGUGCAGCUGCAAACUGGAGGUGAUAACCUUGGACAGAAGUACCUAAGCCCCAAGGAAGUUAUUGGUGAAAAAGGUUCAGAUAUCAUUAUUGUGGGACGUGGCAUCUUGUCAGCUUCAGACCGUCUUCAAGAGGCAGAGAAGUACAGGAAGGCAGCUUGGGAGAGCUACAUAAGCAGACUUGGUAUUCAUGCAGAAGAUUGAAAGCAGGCCACUUUCCUAGCCAAUAAGCAAAGCUGAUGGAGCCCCAAUCAUUGUAAGGCUUCCAGUUAAAUACAAAGACACUUCAGCUGGUAGAAAACUGCUCUUGUGGAGAAAAAUCUGUACUAACUAAAUUAUUUUUAAUCGCGCUCACACAGAUCGAGUUGCACAUGCCGUGGUUGGGUUUUUUAAUGCGUGAAACGAAAACUUCAUGCCCAGUUUUUAGCCUGAAUAGCUUUUCUCUGCUGAAAAAUGUUGCACGAAACACUCCAAGGGUGUCUGGUUGGCUGUUGUUGCUUUUGUUUCUUUUCUCCACCCUCAAAUUCUUUCUGUCUGUGGAAACAGUAUUUUACUGUUCUUAAUAAACUGCACCUGCAGAUCUGACCUGCUGCCCCACUCUCCCAGGAUUACUUGACUCUGCUAUUUCCAAGGAGCAAGUAUGGCUCUUAAUCCCACACUGUGAAAUUGAAUAAUGUGUUGUUUAAUAAAUACUCUUUUUUGCUACUGUUUUCCUUUCAUUUGAUCUAUAACUCUUCCUUCUGUGGGAGUGUGAAAUUCUGUCUUCAGGACCCCAGUAUUAUGAAAAGUCAUUCUGGUGUUUGUGACUGCAGGAAUUACUCAUGAUUCUGUUUACAGGAGCUGCAAAGAAUUUGUCAGAGCAACUGGUUGUUGCAUGCUUAAUUACAGUGGAGCUGUUGAUUCCUCUAAUGAGAAACAAAAAUGUACUUUCUGUUUAUUGACUUUUUAUGACUAGCUGGAAUAAUUCUAGGAAUUACUUUCCACUUUUCAUGAUGAGUAAGGAGAAGUAGAAAUAUCUUGUAUGACUGGUUUUGAGUAGAAAGGACGGAAUAACCUUAAAACUAUCUAGUGUAUGUGUGGUGGAAAUCACCUUGAAUUUUCAUUGCUAUCAAGAAGGCAAAGAUGGUGUUGUGGUUCCUGUGCUGAUGCAAAGCACACGGAGGAAGCUGGUUCCCUUUGUUAAUACAGUUACCUGUAGACUAGGAACAGCUCUAUCUAGCCUUGCUGUCUGGGUGUGUUGGGGGUGAUGGCUUUACCUUUUCACACUCCAGUCUUGGAAGUGUACUUCCACUCCCCUUGAUGACAGUACUGCUUAUGGGGCUUAGGAGUUGGUUAUUUGGGUGAGAAUAUUAGAACUUGUUGUAUGUGGUUUGUUUUCCAUGGGGCUACCGUUUACUUCAGCAGUCUUCCUAUGCAUCAUAAUUUACAUCUGGAGAACUCUAGCUAGGGAACAUUUAGGCUCUCUUAGCCACCUUUCACAGCUGGAACUUGAUGAGUGUGUUGUAUCUUGUGCAGCCAGCCUGCAACAGUCUGUGAGUCGUCAUACUGCACAUCAACUUCUAAGAAGUUCCAGUUCUUCAAAGUGAACGGAGGAUUUGGGAUUUGUUUACUGUGUCAUCUUAAUUAUCUCAUGGCCUUGAGGCCUGUAGCAGAAACAAGACUUUCUCACUUAAAAUGUUUUGCAGAAAACUGCUUUUUCCACCAGAGGGAGCUGAGACUCUAUUUUUCAGGAGAGUUGAUGUACUAGCUCUUUUACAGCUAAUAGUUUCCGAUGAUGAUACCAACUCUAGAUAUGUUUAGGAUGAAAAUCUGUCUGGUUUUCAGCAAGUUACACCCUUGCUGAUGCCCUCAUUUAAAACAGUAGAGUUUACCAGAAAACUGCCUCAG